GAUUUUAGUUUUUGUUUCGUCAUGUCGUUGACGUUUCAAUUGUUUUCAAUCGCUUUGUUUCUCAUUCAAGAAAUGCUCGAUGAUGCAAGCUUGGGUUAGAGGUGAAUCCUGUUCUAGGCACUUCUUUGAUUGAUUUAUACACCCAAGUUUGUAGAAGCAUACAAAUUGCUUGAAUUUGUCAAGGGUGGUGAUAUUAUGUCAUGGAUAACGAUGAUUUCUUCAUUAAUUAAAACUAGUAAAUGGAGUGAAGCUCUACUAGAAAUCUAUGUCAAGAUGAUUGAAACAGGUGUUUGUCCAAACGAGUUCACAUUUGUUAAACUCUUAGGCUUGUCUUAUUUUCUUGGUUUGGGUUAUGACUUAUGGGAAGCUACUGCAUGCACAGUUAAUCAGAUUUAGUAUUGAAAUGAAUUUGGUAUUGAAGACAGCCAUUAUUGACAUGUAUAGGAGGCUAGAGACUUUUCUCCUGAAGGUUUUUUUGCUGUCUCAGUUUUGUUAUUUCUGUUUUGAAUAAACUGAUUCAAUGAUAUUUUUGGAGUCUUACUUAGCUCUUUGUUAGAUGUUCUUUCUCUUUGUUACUUCUGUUUUGACUACUUUUUCAGCACUCUUUUAGUUGUGCAAGGUUACACAAGCAAAUCCUUGUGCAUAUUAGAGGGACCCAUUGAACUUACAAUGAUAAUGUCAGUGGGGUUUCAUUGCUAAUCUUUUUUUAUGUUUUUGAUGUUUUCUAUGAUUAGACAUUUGAUGCAUAUGUUGUUGGCAAGCACGAUGCUCCUGGAAUUUUUGUGCUUCAGGAGUGGUGGGGUGUGGAUUAUGAAAUCAAAAAUCAUGCUGUCAUGAUUUCUCAGCUUGGUUGUGGAUUUAAGGCUCUUAUUCCAGAUCUGUACAAAGGAAAGGUUGGUCUAGAUGUUGCAGAAGCGUAGCAUUUGUUUGACGGUCUUGAUUGGCAAGGUGCUGUGAAGGAUGUUUGUUCUUCAGUUAACUGGCUUAAAAGUAAAACAAAUGGUUCGAGGAAGGCUUUUGUAUGGGGGGUGCUCUCGCUAUUGCCAGCUCUGUCUUGGUUCCAGAUGUUGAUGGUGUUGUAGCUUUUUAUGGUGUUCCUUCUGCUGAGCUUGCAGACCCUGCCCAAGCCAAGUCUCCUGUUCAGGCUCACUUUGGCGAGCUGGACGAUUUUGUUGGCUUUUCGAAUGUUACGUUUUACCAGAGGGGGGAACGGAUUGAGCAAAGUGUUUCAAGGAUGAUGACAAUAAUUGAUCUUGCCCGAAACAUUCGUGAGCGUCAUAACAAGCCUCUUAAGACUCCACUCAGGGAAAUGGCGAUAGUGCAUCCUGAUGCAGACUUUCUUGAUGAUAUAAGUGGAAAGUUGAGGGAGGUUAUGGGAAGCUACUGCAUGCACAGUUAAUCAGAUUUGGUAUUGAAGACAGCCAUUGUUGACAUGUAUUCCAAAUGCAGACGGAUGGAAGAUGCAACUAAGGUCUCCAACUGUUGGUUAUUUUAAAAAUAUAGUAUGGGUAGAAGAGAAGAACGAUAGCAGAGAAUUGGGAGCAUAAAACAUAUUUUUAUUCUGCAGCAUAGCAACUGGUUUUAUACAGCAGAAUCACCAUUCACCAACAUAAAAUUCAAAUUCAAAAACAUAACAACUACUAGAUGAAAGCCUAAAAAAUAGAAGCUGAAACAGCUCUAUCUUAUCAGUCAAUAAGACUGUUAUUUUCCUAAAUAAUAGCAUAAAAAUUAAUCUUCUGCUGUUUGUUUAUUUCAAAGUCAAUCAAUCAACACUCCUCCUUGACUUUGGAACUGCAAACACCAAGCUUUUGCCUCAAGAACUCAAAUAUGGAUUUUGGAAGUGCCUUGGUUAGGAUAUCAGCUACUUGAUUUUCUGUCUUGCAGUAGAUUAGCUCCACUUCUCCUUCCCUUUGAACCUCUCUUAGAAAAUAAAGCUUUAUCUUGAAGUGCUUUAUUUUUCCAUGAAACACUGGAUCAUUGGAUAUUGCAAUUGCAGCCUGAUUGUCCACCAAAAUCUGAGUGCUAUCAUGUUGUUCCAUAUGCAAAUCUGCCAUGAUUUUCCUAAUCCAAAGAGUUUGAUUCACAGCAGCAGCAACAACUACAUACUCGGCUUCCGCUGUAGACUGAGCUAUAAUUUCUUGCAUUUUAGAACACCAUGAAAAAACUCCAGAACCAAGAGUAAAACAAUAACCAGAGGUGCUUCUCAUGUCAUCAACACAUCUUGCCCAAUCACUAUCAGAAUAACCAUGAAAGCUGAAGCUUUUUACUUGCCUGUAUCUUAUUCCAUAAUCAGUGGUUCCUCUAACAUAUCUAAGAAUUCUUUUUGCUGCUUGAAAAUGAAUUUCACUUGGACAAUGCAUGUACCUUGAUGUACUUGUUAAAUACAUCAAGCAUCCUAUUAAGCUUCUGUACAACUUUUCAUCAAUCUUUUCAGCUCCAUCUUCUUUGCAAAACUUCUCCUUUUGAUUCAUUGGAGUAGCUGUUGGAUGGCACUCUUCCAUGUUGAACUUCUUGAGGACUUCCUUUGCAUACUUUUCCUGACACACAAAUAUUUCAUGUUGCUUUUGCUGCACUUGCAUACUAAGAAAGAAUGUCAUCUUUCCAAGAUCGGUCAUUUCAAAGACAUCUUCCAUUUCUUUUUUAAACUUGUCAAUCAUCUUCUUGCUACUUCCUGUAACAAAUAUAUCAUCAACAUAUAUAGAUAACACAAGUAUAUCUUCAUCCACCUUUUUAACAUAUAAGGUAGACUCACUUAGACUUUUCACGAAGCCUAAGCUUUCUAAAUGUGUAUCAAUUCUGCUGUACCAAGACCUUGGUGCUUGUUUUAAGCCAUACAAUGCCUUCUUUAAUCGAUAAACCUUAUCUUUGUUGGUUAUUUUAAAAAUAUAGUAUGGGUAGAAGAGAAGAACGAUAGCAGAGAAUUGGGAGCAUAAAGCAUAUUUUUAUUCAGCAGCAUAGCAACUGGUUUUAUACAGCAGAAUCACCAACAUAAAAUUCAAAUUCAAAAACAUAACAACUGCUAGAUGAAAGCCUAAAAAAUAGAAGCUGAAACAACUCUAUCUUAUCAGUCAAUAAGACUGUUAUUUUCCUAAAUAAUAGCAUAAAAAUUAAUCUUUUGUUGUUUGUUUAUUUCAAAGUCAAUUAAUCAACACCAAUCAAUCAACACCAACAUAUGAAUGCUCAAUAUGAUGUGUGCUUGUGGACCGCCAUUAUCUCUGGAUUUACUUUGCAGGUUAGAGAGGCUAUCAAUGCAUUUCUUGAUACGGAAUUGUCUCGAAUCCUACCAAAUAAUUUUACAUAUGCUAGUUUAUUGAAUGCUAGCUCCUCAAUCUUAUCAUUGGGCCUGGGGGAACAAUUUCAUUCACGGGUCAUCAUAAUUGGACUGGAGGAUGAUAUAUAUAUGUGGGAAAUGCACUGGUGGAUAUGUACAUGAAAUGCUCCAACAUCAAAAAGGUGCUAUGAAAGCUUUUAGAGCGAUAGCCUCACCAAAUGUUAUCUCUUGGACUUCUUUGAUUGCUGCUUUAGCAGAACAUGGAUUUGAAAAAUAAUCUUUUGAAUUGUUUGCUGAGAUGCAAGCAGCUGGAAUGCAACCAAAUUCCUUUACUCUAUCUACUGUCCUUGUAGCUUGCAGCAAUAUAAAGUCUCUUGUUCAAACUAUGAAACUCCAUGCACAUAUCAUAAAAUCAAAAACAGACAUUGAUAUAGCUGUCUCUUGUAGAUGCUUAUGCUGGAGGGGGAAUGGCGGAGGAAGCAUGGUCUGUUAUUGGCAUGAUGAAUCAUAGAGAUCCCGUGACAUACACAAGUUUAGCUGCAAGGUUAAACCAGAGGGGAGAUCAUGGCAUGGCAUUAUAAGUAGUGACUCGCAUGUGCAAUGAUGAGGUUAAGAUGGAUGAAUUCAGCUUGGCGAGUUUUCUAUCAGCUGCAGCUGGCUUAGGAACUAUGGAAACUGAAAAGCUAUUCUGUCAAAUCAGGUUUUGAGAGAUGUAACUCAGUUUCAAACAGCUUAGUACACUUGCACAGCAAGUGCGGUAGUAGGCGCGAUGCAAACAGAGGUUUUAAAGAGAUAACUGAGCCAGAUGAAGUUUCAUGGAACGGUUUGAUAUCAGGAUUGGUAUCAAAUGGACAAACAUCCCAUGCUCUUUAUGCCUUUGAUGAAAUGAGGUUAGCAGGAGUUAGAAAGCAACGUCUGUCGGUAUCCUCAUUGUCGUUUACUCAAUAUUUUCCUUAUAAAAUUCUGGGUAUAUGAUAUUUGUUAUUUUAAUAACACAACUGAAGAUGAGGAAGCAAGUUAGAACCUCCCUUCCCUAUAAGACAAAAGACACAUAAUGUCUUCUAUUGAUUCCCACUGUUGCUAUACUUUUCCAUAGCAUAGUGUCGCAAAAAUACAAGGCAUAGAGACACAUACAGAUAUCCAAAUAUGCGAUUGUAAGCUAAAAUAAUACAAAGUUGAAAUGAUAUGACCUUUGGUUCUAGUUAAGAAUUAUCAUAUGUUAAACAACAUAUUUUUAUUUGAA
Lotus japonicus is the source of this 4514-nucleotide messenger RNA. Its product is annotated as isoleucine--tRNA ligase, cytoplasmic-like. The record is from RefSeq and is a predicted model, not a curated record. The transcript has 6 exons. NCBI's taxonomy places the organism in Eukaryota, Viridiplantae, Streptophyta, Magnoliopsida, Fabales, Fabaceae. Gene Ontology annotation, molecular function: hydrolase activity. The coding region runs from base 1022 to 1399 and encodes 125 amino acids.